Messenger RNA from Arachis ipaensis, 1665 nucleotides. Its product is annotated as protein JINGUBANG-like. Gene Ontology annotation, molecular function: protein binding. The record is from RefSeq and is a predicted model, not a curated record. NCBI's taxonomy places the organism in Eukaryota, Viridiplantae, Streptophyta, Magnoliopsida, Fabales, Fabaceae.
AUGACUGUCUUAAACUUAAAGAAGGAGGACAAAAUGAAGAAAGACAAGAAGAAUAUGCUAAUGGCAUCAUGGGAAGAUCUUGAGAAUGAUUCUAAUGAAGAAAAAGAAUCUGAAUACGAUGCUCAGGUUAUUCUUUUGCUAGAUCUUGAAUACAGUUUGUAUGUGUUUUACAAGUUUCUCCAAGGUUCUUCAUCUGAUUACUCCAACCACCAUAACCAAACCUCUUUAUCCUCACAACCCAGCUUGGCUUCAGUACCUUCUCUUAACAAGAACUACCAUUAUUCUUGUUCUAAUUAUUCAACCGCCUCAUACAACUGCAUCGCAACCCUAAAAGGACACAACUACUACCCAUCCUCCUUAACCCUCUCCGCUAAAUUCCUCUACAGUGGCUCCUCCGAUAGAGAAAUUAGGUCAUGGUCCAAACAAUCAUUAUUAACUACCACUAAUAAUAUAGUCCUUGCUGGGAAAGGUGCAGUCAAGUCUCUAGUUGUUCACUCCGACAAGCUCUUUAGUGCUCACCAAGAUAACAAAAUUAGGGUUUGGAAGAUCACCAACAAUAUCAACAACCACCACGACCAUGAGCUUCAGUACACGCGUUUGGCCACGCUUCCAACGCUCAGCGACCGCGUCUCGAAGAUACUACUCCCCAAAAACCACGUUAGAAUCCGGAGGCACAAAAGGUCCACGUGGGUUCACCACGUAGACGCAGUGUCUUGUCUCGCCCUGUCCCAUGACGGAGCCUUGCUAUACUCUGUCUCAUGGGACAGGACGAUCAAGAUUUGGCGAACCAGAGACUUUGCGUGUUUGGAAUCAGUGAUGAAUGCACACGAUGAUGCCAUCAACGCAGUCGCAGUUUCCAACGAUGGACGAGUCUACACAGGAUCGGCGGACAAAAGAAUCAAGGUUUGGAAGAAGAAGAAAGGCGACGGCCAAGGAGUAGUGGGAGAGAAAAGCAAAAGCAAAAACAAACACUACCUUGUGGACACGUUGGAGAAACACAAGUCUGGGAUCAACGCUUUGGCGCUUAACGGCGACGGUUCGUUACUAUAUUCCGGGGCAUGUGAUAGAUCAAUACUGUUAUGGGCGAGGAAGGAAGAAGACAAAGAAGAAGAAGGUGGUGAUGGAAAAAUGGUGGUGGUGGGUGCGUUAAGGGGGCAUGGUAGGUCUAUACUUUGCUUGGUGGUGGUGAUGGAUUUUGUUGUGAGUGGUUCAGAGGACAAAACGAUUCGUGUUUGGAGGGGUUUUGGCGGGAGAGAGUAUAGUUGUGUGGCGGUUUUGGAAGGACAUAGAGGACCAAUUAAGAGCCUCACCGCCAUGGUUGAUCAUAACCAUGAUGAUCCUUCCCAAGCAUCGAUGGUUGUCUAUAGUGGCAGUUUAGACUGUGACAUUAAGGUUUGGAAGGUUUUUGUUCCUCUUCUCUGAAUUUAGUUCUAUAUAGGAUGUGCUUCACAAUUUCUUUUUUAUUUUAUUCAAAACUUUACAAUAUACCACCAUACAAUACACCGUUAUAAACUCAAAAAAUAAUGUGUGCAUUUAUAUAUAUAUUUUCUUUUCUUUCUGUGUCCCCAGAUAAAAAAUACAAACUCAACAGCAAUUUGUGCCUCACUUUUCUUAAUUUGCCAAUCCUCCCAGAUAAAUUCCUCUCUCGCUCUCCCUUUUUUUUCU